GAACAGCCGUGAGACACGUGAGAGGGUGGAGCGAAGGGCCCCAACUGACCAGAGACGUGAGAGACGUGAGAGACGUGAAACAUGUGAGGUUGAAGGGGAUGUAAGGAGAGAACAUGAGUCAGAGAGGCAUGAAAGGACACGAGAGACCAGAGAAGCUGCAGCAGAAGCUGAUGUGAAGGUGCACCGUGAGAUCAGGGAACUGGAGCCACGUGAGGACCUGAGAAGGAGGGAAUGUCCUCGUGAAUGUGAAGAGGAAGAGAGGAGGAUUUGCCGUAGAAGAGAGAGGGAGGAACCUCUGAGGGAGAGGAGAAUUGAUCUCCAAAGGGAGCAGGACCUGGAGGUGUAUGAGCGUCGUAGCCGUGAGAGACGUGAGAGGGAGGAGCCUGUGAGGGAGAGAAGAAUUGAUCGUGAACGGGACCAGGAGCUGGAGGUGUAUGAACGUCGCAGCCGUGAGACACGUGAGAGAGAAGAGCCUGUGAGGGAGAGGAGAAUCAAUCGUGAACAGGACCUGGAGGUGUAUGAACGUCGCAGCCGGCAGAGACGCGAGAGGGAGGAGCGAGGGGUCACGGCCACCCGGAGGGAGACCAGUGACCAAAGCAUACUGCAGGUCCUGGAGGAAGAAGAGGAGAGAGAUGAAGAGCGAAGCUUCUACCAGACCCUGGAGGUGGAUAACAGCGACCUGUGCCUCCCAGGAGAAGAAGCUGCGGUGACUGACCUGAGGGUGCGUUACAUCCCGGCUGACCCCGAGCUGCGGCCGCAGGUGCAGGUGGUGCCUCAGCCCUGUGAGCCUCAGACCAUUGCCUACUUGGUCCAUGUGAUCCAGAACUUGAGUGAUCCUGAAUCUACCACCUACAAGAUCAUCUGCCAGCAGCCUGGCAGCCUGGGCCAGCCUGUCUGCAUGCUAUAUGUCCCCUCGGCCACCACCUGUGCUGCCAAGGGGGAUUGCUGCCAGGCCAAGUCCAAGGAGGAUCGGAGGCUUCAGCGCCCUGAGAUCCCUGACACGGAAAAGAAUCAGCCCCAGGGAGAUGGAUCGAAAGCCACCAGGGAGAAGGUCCCACGGGAGCCUGAAUCCAGCUGCCAGCCCACGGAGACCGAGCGCUGCAUCGAGUCGCUGCUGGCAGUGUUCCAGCGCUACGCGGGCAAGGAGGGCGACACCACCACCCUCUCCAAGAAGGAGUUCCUGGCCUUCAUGAACACCGAGCUGGCUGCCUUCACCAAGAACCAGAAGGACCCAGGUGUGGUGGACAGGAUGAUGAAGAAACUGGACCUGAACAGUGAUGGGCAACUGGACUUCCAGGAGUUCCUGAACCUCAUCGGGGGCAUCGCUGUGGCCUGUCACAACAGCCUAGUGCUGAAGGCCCCUGGGCCCUAG
Molecule: messenger RNA, 1372 nt
Organism: Acanthisitta chloris (rifleman)
Lineage: Eukaryota; Metazoa; Chordata; Aves; Passeriformes; Acanthisittidae
Product: RNA-binding protein 25-like
Exons: 4
Biological process (GO): regulation of cell population proliferation
Cellular component (GO): cytoplasm
Molecular function (GO): calcium-dependent protein binding; calcium ion binding
Source: RefSeq, a predicted model, not a curated record